Ilex paraguariensis (yerba mate) is the source of this 1156-nucleotide messenger RNA. Lineage: Eukaryota; Viridiplantae; Streptophyta; Magnoliopsida; Aquifoliales; Aquifoliaceae. The record is from the annotation of a GenBank genome assembly.
CUUCUCUCCUAUUCCCUACAAACAUAUUACACUAAUCACUGCCAUCUAUCCACUCUGAUCAUUGGGUACCCUAUCAUCAUUAUACACUUGAAAAAUAAUCAGACCAUCUUUUUGGUUUGAACCAGACACGUUUUCAUCAACAGCUGAGAAUGUAUACACUAUCAAUGGCUGAGCCACCGAACUCGGAGGCUGAGUCAAGUAGCAACUCAUUCUCUCCCUCUUGGUCAUCAUCUGGACAAAACACACCAACCAAACACCCCAAAACAGCAAACGCAGAUCCCAAACGGCUCAAAAGAGGUAGAGAGAACUGCACCACCGCGACUACCGCCACCACAAACACAACCAAUAAUGGCAACACUAAACACCCAGUUUACAGAGGGGUUCGAAUGCGAACAUGGGGAAAAUGGGUCUCAGAGAUCCGAGAGCCCAGAAAGAAGUCUCGGAUCUGGUUAGGUACAUUCUCGACCCCAGAAAUGGCGGCGCGUGCCCAUGACGUCGCCGCCAUAUCCAUCAAAGGCAAAUCUGCGAUCCUCAACUUCCCUGAACUCGCCGAGUUACUGCCUCGACCGGCCACGUGCUCGGCACGUGACGUCCAAGCCGCAGCAGCUAAAGCGGCCUCAAUGGACCACCUGAACCCCCAGAAGAUGUCGUCAUCAUUGCCGUCGCUGACGUCGUCCUCAUCGUCUUCGUCGCUAGUUUCAACCAUAACGUCGUCGUCGUCGUCGGACCUGUCGAUGGAGCGAGAGACGCCGGAGGAGCUACUGAGUGAGAUAGUGGAGUUGCCGAGUCUUGGGACGAGUUAUGACUCGAUUGAGUCGACAAGAAACGAUUUUGUCUUCGUUGACUCGGUGGGGGAUGGGUGGGACUAUUCAAUACCAUGGUUGGAUAGUGGGGCUUUUUAUGAACAGAUGGGAAUGGCAGAGAGUGUUAUGUCAAGCAGUUUUGAGGGCUUGCUAUGGCACCAUUGAUGCUUAGCUAGAAUGGUGUGUGUAUGCUUAAUUACCUUCCUUCCUUCCUUUCUUUUUUAUUUUUUAUUUUUGGCCUUUUUUGCUUUUGUUUUCUUUGUUUGUGUUUUUUGGACACUUUGUUUUUAAGUUUUACUUUUUCCUUUGUGAAGGUCUAAACUAAAUUAUAUCCCUUUCUUGCCUCUCAAACU